Ceratitis capitata (Mediterranean fruit fly) is the source of this 2317-nucleotide messenger RNA. RefSeq names its product SOX domain-containing protein dichaete. Gene Ontology annotation, biological process: anatomical structure morphogenesis; positive regulation of transcription by RNA polymerase II; cell differentiation. The record is from RefSeq and is a predicted model, not a curated record. The coding region runs from base 330 to 1520 and encodes 396 amino acids. Gene Ontology annotation, molecular function: RNA polymerase II cis-regulatory region sequence-specific DNA binding; DNA-binding transcription factor activity, RNA polymerase II-specific. The transcript has a single exon. Lineage: Eukaryota; Metazoa; Arthropoda; Insecta; Diptera; Tephritidae.
GAGCGAUUGUUGUGUUGAGAAAUCAGUCUGUGUGAAACUGUUGAAGUGAACAGAAGUGAACAGAAAUAUAAUUGUCGCGAGAUAUGUAAAACUUGUCGUUGAGUGCUAUAUUUGAAAUUUAGAGAAAACGCAAGAACUGUCAUAUAAUAAAAACAAUACAUAUACGAAUUGCAACAAAGAAGGAAGAACUGCAUUUACAUUUUGUGAACCGCUUUAACAUUGUUGAAGUGUACCUUUAAUUGAAUUUUUAUCGAACUAUAUUUUGCAAAAUAUAACGCAAAAAGCAAAAGUUUAGUGUUCGUGCACGUCUUUUCAUACGAAUUAACAAAAUGACGACAUUAUCUUCACAUCCAAAUUAUGGCUUUCAUUUAAGUCAAGGUUUAGAUAUACACACGCCCGGCGAUUAUGCAUCUCAAACUAAUCUCGGUCGUAGCGAUAUGGAUAUAAAGCCCGUAAUGCAUUUCUCACAAACUGGUGGAUUAGCUGCAAUUUCGUCAGCGAUGGGUAGUUCACCCGUUGGCGGUCAUUCAGCUAGCAAUGGAAAUUCCAUUAUGGGCACAGCAAGCAUGGGACACAUGGGUGGCGGCAACGGAAGUAAUAUCCACAGCGGCUUGCAUCAUUUAAGUGGUGGCAUUCACAUGCAAGCUGCCGCCGGACAUCAAACAUUAUCCCCCAACUCGUCAAUUGGCUCUGCUGGCAGUAUAGGUAGUCAAGGUUCUUUGAGCCAUGGAGGUAAUAACGGAAGCAAUAGUAUGCACCAUCAUCCCACCUCUCCCGGUCAGGAGGGUCAUAUAAAACGGCCAAUGAAUGCGUUCAUGGUUUGGUCUCGCUUACAACGUCGUCAAAUAGCUAAAGACAAUCCAAAAAUGCAUAACUCUGAGAUUUCUAAGCGUCUCGGUGCGGAGUGGAAAUUGCUUCCGGACUCUGAAAAACGUCCUUUCAUCGACGAAGCCAAACGUUUACGAGCUCUUCACAUGAAAGAACAUCCAGAUUAUAAGUAUCGACCACGACGCAAACCAAAAAACCCCUUAACUGGUGGGCCACAGUCAAUACAAAUGCAGUCGGUGCAAGGACAACAGAAAUUAGGUGGUUGCGGUGGCGGUAGUGGAGCAUCGUAUAAUCCAUUCCAUCAAAUACCAACUUAUUUUGCAUCACAUCUGGAUCAACCAUAUCCGGUACCGUAUUUUAGUGGGUUCGAUCCUUUAGCGCUCUCUAAAUUGCAUCAGAGUCAAGCUGCCGCUGCUGCUGCAGCCACAAAUCAAUCACACAGUGUACUUGAAGCACAAAAAGCUCCACAAUUACCGCCAACAACAUUGAGCAGUUUUUAUUCUGGCAUCUAUUCUGGCAUAUCAGCACCCUCAUUGUAUGCUGCACAUUCAGCGAAUGCGGCAGCGGGACUUUACAAUUCCUCUUCGACUUCAUCACCAGGCUCCUCACCUGGUACACCAAAUGGUAUGGAAUCAUCAGUUUCCUCAGUGAUGGAUAAUACCCUGAGGCGGCCGGUACCGGUUUUGUACUAAAAUGACGUUAAGCUCGAAUUGUUAAAGGUUUAAUUAGUGUAUUAGUGUAAAUCAGUCCGUUUUUAUGUGUGUGAUCUUGUAAUAGUUUUUUCCCAUAUAAAAAACUUUAUCAAAAAAAAAAAUCAUAGACAUAUAAAGAUUUAUUACAUCAUCAUCAGUACCUAUAAAACAAUGUUAAGCGGAAUAAUUUUUAAGCCACAGACCACAGACCACAAAUAUUACGGCUAUUCAUCUAAAAGUAGAUGAGCCUGUCUGUUGAGUACAUAAUGUUACAAACGUCAAAAAUAUUUACUAAUUUUAAGGAUAGAAAUGUCAACGACUCGUGUACUUGAGUCAUAAAGUAAAAGUCGCUCAUUGAAAUUCAUCAGCCGUGCGAAGGCGGCUCAGGCUCAAAAGCUGUAGGUCUCUCUAUUUGUUGGAAAAUAUCAUUUAUUUUACUUUAAUUAUUUCACUGUAUAAGUUAUAAAAAAAAAACUCUUGUUCUUUAAAUGUUAUUUUCAUAAUAAAGCUAGUUUUAUCUAAAAAUAAUUGUAAAUAAAUAAUUUAUAAAGUUGUGUGAUUGCAGUGCUUCAUUCAUAUUUGUAUAUAUAAAUAUAUAGAUUAAAAUUAAAUAUAUAUGUAUAUAUAAAUAUAUAUAUAUAUGUUUAUUUAUAUGUAAAUGUAAAUGUAAGAAAUGAGUGGCGAGCUAUAAUAAAUUCGGCUAUACUCGCUUAAGCGAUAUCUAAGGCAGUAAAAAAGAAGAACGUGUGUAGAAUAGUAUUAUAACCUAAAAAAUAAAAAUAUUGAUUAAAUAAAAC